CGGACGAGGAACCUCCUGCUCGUCCAUCGUUUCUGUCCUUCCCUUCUCGUCUUAAAUCGCACCUGCAGACAGCAAUCGCUCAUCCUUUUUGAAGGCCUUGGACUCCUGGUGGCGAAGGACUCUGCCUGUCUACCGCCGCGCACAGAGAGAUCCGCCAUCGCUUCUACCGAGGCAGUAAGGAUGCAGUCGUCACUGGCAUGGCUGCUGGCUAUCGCAGCGCUCGUCGGCAGCGCAUCUGCCUUCCCCACGUAAGUGUGGGAGAUCAUUCAGAGGCCUGCGGGGCUCGGGAGGGGCGCACUGAGUUGCACGUGUGGCGUGCCGCUGCCCACAAGCCCACAAUGGCUGCGUGUCUCGUGCGGCGUGCAGGUCUUCGUGCCCUGAGGGUUUCGUCUGGUUCGGGGGGAGGUGUUUUGCCAAGUUCACCUCUCCGCUGGGCUGGGAGCAGGCCGAACAGCAGUGCCAGGAGAAAGGAGGCCACCUCGCCACCAUCGGCAGCAUUCUCGACAACGAGGUUCUCAAGGUGAGCUGAACAGUGAGGCGGGCACCAUGUGGUGGACGGAUGGGUGUUACGUGCUCUCUUGGCCUGUGCAGCUUCUCUGCUUCAACGGCACAACGUCCAACGAUGACCGCGCCUGCUGGUACGAUCCUGCACGGUUGCCACACACGCACCCAGACACACAGCUGUGGGUGAGUGGUGUGAAUUACGCGUGUGUGGUGUGGUCGGUCGGUCAGGAUCGGUCUCAACGACCGUGCCAAGGAGGGGAGCUUCCAGUGGACCAACACCAACAUGACGGCCGCCGAGAACAUGUGGGCCUUCGACUGGGCCGUAAGCAUGGAACACAUACAAGCACGAUGAACGAACAUGAACACGAUGGACAUCCUACCUUUGUCUGUGUGUCUUCAGGUCCACCGCGACAACAACUACGAGCCCAACAACCUGCCCAAACGCAGCGACGGCGAGUGUGCCGACGACAACAGCGCCCCCGAGUGCGGCGCCAACUGCGUGUGGCUGUACGGUGCCGACGGCACCCUCAGGGACUGGCCAUGCACCGAUGAACUCCCCUACCUGUGCGAAACCGAUGCUGAGGAAACAUUCUGUAAGCCAAGAAAGAUGUGUGGGGGGUGGGUAGAGAGAUAGGACAGACAUGCUUUCAUGUGCACCUGCCUGUGUGUCCGUUGUUUCGUUCAGCGAGUUACCGCUGGCGGUUCAAGGCCGAAGACCGGGACCCCAUCACUAUCGCAGAGAUACAGUACGGGUGGCGCACACACAAGACUACCUCUCAGCCAUCCUGGCACGUUCUCUUCGUCUCGUCUGUCAGGUUGUUCCACGAUGCCGAGUGCAAUGACCGCGUCAACGUCAGUUCUGCUCAGAUCUUUACCAGCAUGUCCAUCCAGAGCAUCCUGAGCGGCCGCAGGAGCAGAAACCGCGACAGGAGCCGCGGCAACGACACUGACGACGAGAGCGCCCCCACCACCGCCCCGUCGGCAGACGAGGACAACGAGGUGGUCGAGACCGAGAAGCUCGAGGAGGAGAUGAGGAUGUUUGACGACGACGAGGACACCACCCUCAAGCUCACGUGCGACCCGGGCUCCGAGCCUGAGCAGGAUGACGUGGGCGAUGAAGGCCUCACCGACAAUCGCACCGCCAGGCCCGCCAUCCGGAGCUGCAGACCAGAAGUGCAGCUCUUCUUCCCUAAGGUGAGUGACAGAGAGGGAGGGGCACACAGACAGACUGACAACAGGCGAGAUCAUGCCUUUGUGUGGGACAUCCAUCCAUCGUGUGUGUGAAUGCAGACGACUGAGAUUCAGUGUGCGCGUAUGCUGACCAAGGACGACGGUGAUAGUCCCCGCGACAUUCGCUUCGAGCGUCUGGAGCUGCCCCGCCAUUUCUACGGCAUGAAGGUCGCCACCACACCCGGCGAGUGGAGCGUCUUCUACUUCCCCGAGACCGACCGCUUCAAGGACCUCUACGAGGAGGCACACCGGCCCUUCGACCUCGACAUCGCCGUCAACAGCAUCACCGCCGGCGCCUUCAUGAACUCGUCGAGGGUGCGUCUGGUGCGCCGCCCCGUGACCCUCAUGGAGCGCAGCUGCCUGGACUACGAUGCCGACAGCGAGGUGGAGGGGCUGGGGCUCGAGGUGGCGCCCGAACAGGCCGUGACCACCGAGAUGGACGCUAAUGGAGACACCCAGGCGGUCUAUCAGGUGGGUCUGUGCACAGGCAUGGGAUGGUGGAUGGUGUAUACGUGCGGGAGGCAUGGCAUGGUUGUGGUUUUGUUGCUUCAGACCUGGAAGAACGUCGUGAUAGACACGCCGGGCAUGUACGAGAUCUGCCACUGCUUCAGCGACUGCGAGCUGGCCAAGCAGUGGAGAGACGUCGGUGAAAUCUCCGUCGCGGGUGACCGGCAGCACCACACCAGAUGACAUGCUGCACGCCAUACACACAAUCUCACUCAUUGGAUUCCCGUCGGUUCUACAGGUCUCCACCGUGACGGUCUGGCCACCGUGCAGUCCGGCCGUGUGUUCUCCCUGCUGCUGCCCGGCUGGGCCCUCCCCAAGAAGACCACCGAUGAGCACGAAAUCGCCUCGCGCCUCAAGAUCAUCAGUGACGCCGAGAACGCCUCAGAUGCCGCCCCGGACACCUGCGGCAGGGCCGCGGCGUCGGCAGACGUCAAGAGCGGCAUCGACUGCGAUGGCGCCACCGAGUGCCACACCGCGCCCACCACGGCGCUCAUCUACGGGCAAGAGUGGGCCGACCUGAAGAUUGUCUCCAAGACGGCCAAGAACUACACUGUCUGCCACUGCCUGAAGGACUGCGGCAACCCCGAUCGGUGGCAGGAUGUGGGCACGGUGGCGGUGGGUGUGCCAGACCACACGUGCAACUGGCCGGUGGCGUGCAGCGACUACUACCCUGAGUGUGUGCGGUAUCCCCUCGACCCGCCCAGAGACAUCGGCUGCGAGCCCGAGGGUGACGCAUUCACUGACGCCGAGAAUGAAGCCUACGACAGCGACACCGGUGAUGCAGAGACCCCUCGUGCGUCUCAGAACCCGCCCACCCCCUCGCCCAUCCAGCCAGUGGUGGUUAACAGGCGACGCGACAACAGCUCAAGAAGCGAUCAGGAGGACCAGAUGGACGAGUCCCUCGCUGACUCCGUCCGGGGCGUGUCGCUCAGAGGUGAGAGCAGAGCAACAAACAGAAGACACAGGCCAAACGCCGUGCAACACGUGUGUGUAUGUCCUGAUUGAUCCCUCAGACCAACGGGAGCGGAUGCCGGCCAGCACGGCAUGUGAGGGCGACUGGUGCCCGGGCGCCGAGAGCGCAACGGCCGCCGUUAGUGAGAGCGGCGUCUCGUCUGGCUACACCCAGCCAGCAGAGCGCGCCGACAACAAGGGCGGCAGCUGGCUCAUCAUCACUGGUAGGGCCACAGAGGGAGACGUGUCGUCUCGUGAUGCACCGCCCAUCGCUCCGUUGGUGUUGAUGUGUCUUGCUCAGGUAUUGUUGCCGCCACGUUCGUUGUGUUGGGCUUUGCCCUCACUGGCCUCUGGUGCUGCUGCUUCAAGAGAGGGUAAACCGUCAUCACGCACCAACACGCCCACCAACACACACGCUCUCAGAUCAUGUGACCCCUGACUGUUUUCUCUCCCCACCUGCAGCCGCCGGGGGCUGUCGUAUUGCUUCGUGCCCACCCCCAUGGCGCGUCGCGAGUUCGAGGACGACCAUACCCACACCGUCACCGACACCAUGAGCGAGGUCUCCACCGAGUUCGCCAGCACCACAGCAGCCGGCACACCAGCCGCUGACAAGGCCAGUGCGGCAGCAGCGGCUGCGGGGGGCGGCACCAAGAAGCUCUCCAUCGAUCUGUAUGACCGCGACAUCGAGCAGGGCGGCGGCAACGGGCCCGCACGAACACUCUAUGGCACUCCUAGCUCGGCGGCAAGACAGCAGCAGGCCCAGCAGGCCCAGCAGAAGCAACAGGACGGAUCUCUCUUGGACUUUUGAGAAAGAGUGGUGGACGGGACGGGUGGGUGAUGGGGGUGGAUUUAGUGCCGAUUGACCGUCGACUGGAUUGGUCGGCUCAUGUGGAUGAGUGUGAGCGUGUGUGGAACGGACGGCGUGCUCGCGUGAGGCGAUCUGAGUGGUGCCAUUUUUUGUGCAUUCCUGGUGGGGGGAGGGUGAGGGCGAGAGAGCGAGGGCAUGCGAAACAGAGCGAGCUUUUUUCCCAAUAUCCAUUCAUCCCAUGCCAUCAUCCCAUCCCCGUUCCACACACCCCGGUCUGUCUGCCUGUCGGUCGGUCGAGCAGUCGCCUUGAACCAUCAAAGGUGACGUCCACUCGCCAGCCAGCCAGUCAUUCGUUCAUUCGUACUUUUCCUCGUCUGCGGUUGCGUUACUUUGCUUUGCUCGUUUGCGCGGGCGGGGCGAGGGGUCCUGUAGGUUACUAUACAAUUAAGUGGACGGACAUACCAUAUGGGGAUGGAUGGGUAUAUGGGCACGGUAUGGAGCGUUAUUCACCUCACCUCACCUCACCCGACCUCAUCCGACCUCGCCCAGCACGUCGUGUCUUUUUCCGUCUUUCAUUGAUGCGUGUGUGGGGGCUGGGCCGUCUUGGAGUGCGCCUUUUAUGGAUGGAGGGACUGAUGCGCUGCGUGUGCCUUUAUCUAGACAUACACACAUCUCUAUACCUAUCUAUACCCGCUUUGUGGCGUGUGUGGGCGUGCUGGUGCAGUGUCUCACGCAGUGAGACGAACAAGACGAUAUGGGAGGGUCCGCUUGUCGACAGACAGCAAAUGGGCGGCUUUGUCAAGUCGGUCCAUGUCCAACCGAGGCCGUAAGUGGAUGGAUGUGGUGGGGGUGCCUGUGUGCGGAAUGUACGCGUGUCUCGUCACCUGUGUGUAUGCGAUGGAUGGAUUCAUCGAGUGGAUGGAAAGCCCUCAUGUAAGCUGUCUGGUGUUGUGUUUGUGUGGAGGAAGGACAGCCCUGAGGCACUAAGACAGACAGACAGACAGAUAGACCAGCACACCGCACUCCCUCUCUCCUGUUCCCUCUUGCCUCUUAUCUAUCACGUCCAUCGACCUGAAUGUGACUUUCCACUCACUCGGCCUGGAUGCUUUUCUCGAUUUGUGUAUCUCUGCUGGCUGAUGUGUAAUCGAGCACGCUAGUCGUGCACCUCGACACCGACCUGCCCGUCCGCUGCAAUCACGGGCUGGCAGCGCAGUGUCGAGGUGGGGACAGAGAGCCUGCUCGAGGGCACAUCAGCCGCGCAGAGACCCUUAUUCUUUCUAUCUGAAGGGCUCUCCGCCUUCUGUUGCGUGCUGCGGAGAGCGUGACUAUGUGAUUGAUCAUGGGUUGCAACCUUGCAAGUAAGAACCAGUUGCGAUACGUGUCUGCUUGUCUUGGCUGAGUCGUGCAGUGAGCUGGAACGUGGACAGGUGGCCGCUCACUUCCGGCCAGUUGUUGACGUAUCCGGCGGCUGCCCAGAUACAGCUCGGACAGGCGACAUGUGGAUGGGUGGAUGGGUGGAUGGAUGGAUGGAUGGAAAUGCAUGCCUCACCUGUGGGACCAUCGCACACGGGUCGACGCUCCAUGCAUCACCUCACCAACACGUGUGCGGGUGGACGGGCGGACUCUCUCCUACGUGGACGACUGAAUGACGUGCAUG
Messenger RNA from Vitrella brassicaformis, 5657 nucleotides. The record is from the annotation of a GenBank genome assembly. NCBI's taxonomy places the organism in Eukaryota, Vitrellaceae.